ACAAUAUCCUGCUCUAUCACAUCGUCUAUACGAAUCUAUUCUACUGAGCAGACCUAGGAUUACAAAUGGUUGUCCAAAUCCGCACUAACCAACAUCAGAGCAGCAAGAUGACAGAGACUGGCCAGCAUCAGCACAAAGUAGAAGCCAACAUCCUGGUGCUGGGCGCAGAGAAUGUGGGCAAAUCUGCCCUGACAGUUCGUUUCCUAACAAGGCGAUUUAUUGGCGAAUAUGUUGGCACAGAAUCAAUUUACACUCAGAAUGUCACUGUUGAUGGCCGAGAGACUUAUUUUAGCAUUUGGGACUCCGUAUGCCCAGAGAAUCCCAGUAUUCAGAGCUGUGUUACAGAGGAGCAGUUACGCUGGGCUGAUGGUUUCAUCCUGGUCUACAGUAUAUGUGACCGAGACAGCUUCAAUGUAGUUCGACAGCAGCUACAGAGAAUCCGUCAGCUUAAGAAGCGUCAUGGUUCCUCACCAGUUAUCAUUGUGGGCAAUAAAAGGGACCUGCAGCACAGACGGGAGAUCACCAGUGAAGAAGGUCGCAUGCUGGCUCUUACUUCGGACUGUGGCUUCUUUGAGAUUUCUGCAGCAGAGACCUAUCAUGGCUCUCUGGUUGUCUUUCACCAGUUACUGGAAAUGGUGAGAGACUCAAGGAGCUCUAGCAAGAAGAACGCUGGCUUUAAGGGCAUAGUUCGAAGCAUGUCUGCUGUGUUUGGGAGAAGGAGGACCGAGUGAGAGUCAGAAAUCACCUUGAAACCUAAUGUGUGAUUUUCACUAAAAGUAUCGUCUGGACUUUCUAUCCAGCAACUCACUGCUUGUUUUGGUUUACCAAGUCCAGCUAGAAGAGAUGAAGACCUUUUGUUUGCUAGAACUCUAGUGAAUUAUUUUCUUCAACAGUUUAACCAUGAACUAGUUAUUGCACUGGGAAAUGUUGCACUCAUCGAUUUGGGGGUCACUUAACUGGCAAGGACAUUGCCCUCUGUUCCUCUGGUGGUACAACAGGAUUCUCCUGCUGCAGCAUUUUUCUAUUGUCCUUUUCAAUCUGCAUGUCCACUGACUCAUGGAGAUUCAACUAUUAUGCAAUCCUUACAAUGUAUUCUGCUGGCACAUGGAAAAGCAAUGUGCCGAGCAAGACUUGUUUGUAGUGGUCAUGAUGAUUUUUGUUUUUUCAUUGGCUACCUACUGUAUUGGCUAUUGGUUGACAACACAUUCUUAGGGGAAAAAGAGGACAAUGACUGAACAAGUAUAAGAGCUACUGCUCUGUAUAACUUUUUGCCACCCCCAUUAUUUACACUUAUUGUGUGCAUCUUCAGAUUUGCAGAGGGCUGUUGUACUUUAUUUGGGGAAAUGUGUAUUGUUUUUCAUUAUGUUGCUCUGGGAGAAAUAUUUGCACUAAAAGGGUCAGAUGUACACUGCUGUCAUGUUUUGCCCUGCUCAAAAUCUUAUUUCACAUGGUUGCCACAGCAAUUAAAGGGACACGAAACCCAAUUUUUUUUUAUUUCAUGAUUUAGAAAGAGCACUCAAUUUUAAACAACUUUCCAAUUUGCUUCAAUCUCUUGAUAUCCUUUGUUGAAAAGCAUAUAUAAAUAGGCUCAGUAGCUGAUGAUUGGUGGCUGCACAUAGAUGCCUUGUGUGAUUGGCUCACCAAUGUGCAUUGUUUCUUUAACAAAGGAUAUCAAAAGAAUGAAGCAAAUUAUCUGAAUCGCAAAAGAAAAAUGUUGGGUUUAAUGUUCCUUUAAAUUCUUCUUUAAACAGAGACAAUUCUAAACGUUCACUAAUAAAUAAUACAAUAGUAUACCCAUAGUUAAUCAGUGUCUAGGUAGCUGUAAAUGUUCCACUGCCUUUUUGUUUCCACCAGUAUGAUUAAUGCUUUUAAAGGGAAAGGUAUUACCAGAAGGUUUGGUAGGAGCACCCUGUAAUGUAUUUUGAACAGCAAGACAAUGUGAUUUAAUACAUAAGUAUGUUUUGUGAAUUUAUACGUCUAUGAAUUGUUUAGAAAAAAAACCUUUAAAUAUUUUUAUGUUGUGAAAUUAAAUGUUUCUUUUCCAACACAAAUGCAGGGAUUGUAAAUAAAAUCACACCAUGACAUUGUGAUAAAACUAAGUUUUAAACACACCCACCCAAUACUCCUAUAACAAAAAAGCUAAACAUAGGAGUUUUAAACUUUUCUCAGUGAAUUACUGCAGUGUCAAAAACAGUAUAUAUAGUUGUGUAUAUUUAUGUACAGGUGUAUAGAGAGGCUUUAUUAAAUUAUUUUGAGGGCUGCAGUCCAGGAAAAAAAAUGUUUACAUAAAUGGACUGAUCUGUUUUCAACUUGCACAUGUAUAUAAUGUUUAAGAAAAAAAUGUUCUUAUUUUUUAUGAAAAUAAAGUUUGGAGCUCAAAAUAUUAAA
Molecule: messenger RNA, 2388 nt
Organism: Bombina bombina (fire-bellied toad)
Lineage: Eukaryota; Metazoa; Chordata; Amphibia; Anura; Bombinatoridae
Gene: RERGL
Product: RERG like
Exons: 4
Coding region: 66-731 (221 amino acids)
Molecular function (GO): GTPase activity; GTP binding
Source: RefSeq, a predicted model, not a curated record